AUGCUAUAGUAGAACUUAGAAGAAGAUUCAGAUUGUAUCAUACAGCACUAAGUUAAAUUGAAUAGAUUAGAGAGAUAUGCUAAUUAGGACUUUCUGCUAUAUACAUUGUGGGAGAAGGUAUAUAUUGAUUGUUUAUAAUUUUAAAGUAUAUUUCUAUCGGUAACUAUGGGUACAUGUUGAUGGGAAUUCAAUUCCAACAAAUCGUUUAGGAAGAAGAACAUAUUUGA
Molecule: messenger RNA, 227 nt
Organism: Paramecium octaurelia
Lineage: Eukaryota; Ciliophora; Oligohymenophorea; Peniculida; Parameciidae
Source: the annotation of a GenBank genome assembly